AUGGCACAUGCACCUAUGGGAAUGGCACAUGCACCUAUGGAAAUGGCACAUGCGCCUAUGGAAAUGGCACAUGCGCCUAUGGAAAUGGCACAUGCGCCUAUGGAAAUGGCACAUGGGCCUAUGGAAAUGGCACAUGCACCUAUGGAAAUGGCACAUGCGCCUAUGGAAAUGGCACAUGCACCUAUGGAAAUGGCACAUGCACCUAUGGAAAUGGCACAUGCACCUAUGGAAAUGGCACAUGCACCUAUGGAAAUGGCACAUGCACCUAUGGAAAUGGCACAUGCACCUAUGGAAAUGGCACAUGCACCUAUGGAAAUGGCAGGAUACAGAGGCGUGUCUCAAUGCAAGACUUAUUUUACUAACCUAGUAUAUAGUAUAUGUUGGUUUAUAAUUGAGCUUAUAUUUGAGAUGCUGUUUUAA
This is a messenger RNA of Saccoglossus kowalevskii, 420 nucleotides long. Its product is annotated as cardiomyopathy-associated protein 5-like. Lineage: Eukaryota; Metazoa; Hemichordata; Enteropneusta; Harrimaniidae. The record is from RefSeq and is a predicted model, not a curated record.